CGACUAAUUGCUUUGACUUUAAUAUUCACAAACAGAAUAUGUUUUAGGUAAGUCAGGGGAGAUCAGACUGUCAUUUUUUCCAUGACAUGACAAUUCUGGUAUUCUGUGUCUCUUUCGUCAGCAGCUCUACUCAGGAAACAAGAAGUGAGAAGUUGCACCCAGCUGAGGGAAGUUAGGCAGAUAGCACUUUGCAGUGAUCGACUCCAUAUCAAGAGUUCAGGUAAAGUCAGCAGCAUGGAUUUGGAUUAUAUUGAAGACCUGGAUUACACUGCAGACAAUGAAACUGAGAACGACACCAGCACAGUUAGAACUGUGAUUUUCAGCAGUUCUCAGCCACGGACUUUGACUCAUGUUCUGGUUGCAGUAAAUAUAAUCAUAUCAGUUGUUGGCCUUGGAGGAAAUUCCUUAGUGAUCUGGAUCUGUGGAUGUAAAAUGAAAAGAACUGUCAUCACCACUUGGUACAUCAGUUUGGCCAUUUCAGACUUUCUGUUCUGCGCCAUUUUGCCCCUUGAAGUUUUCUACAUGAUCACCUCACACUGGCCUUUUGGGCUGGCAUUGUGCAAGCUCACAUCCUCCGCCCUGUUUCUCAACAUGUACAGCAGUGUGUUCCUGUUGGUCCUGAUCAGCAUGGACCGCUGUUUAAUGAUCUCCUUCCCUGUGUGGUCACAUAACCAUCGGACGGUGCGGAAAGCGUUUGGAGCCGUUCUCUUCAUGUGGCUUCUUUCUGCGCUCCUGACAGUGCCUUCAUUGAUCUUCAGGCAGACCAGAGUCCAUGGUACAGUCACUGAGUGCUACACGGGUUACAUGGGCCAGUCCAGGCACAGAGCAGUGGUACUGACCCGGUUCAUCUGCGGGUUUCUGAUUCCUUUCCUUAUGAUCGUAUUCUGCAGCUCUGUGCUUAGCUUCAAGCUGAACCGCCUGACUAUGAGGUCCACAAAGCCCUACAAAGUCAUGGCAGCACUCAUCUUGACGUUUUUCUUCUGUUGGGUCCCCUAUCACACUUUCAUUCUUUUAGAGUUGGACCUGAACAGCCAAAGCUUGGAAGUGCUUCAGACUGGCCUGAAGGUGGGGACCACAUUGGCCGCAGCAAACAGCUUCAUAUCCCCGGUUCUCUACAUUUUCAUUGGUAAUGACUUUAAAAAAACACUAAAGCGCUCCUUGACAUCGAGGAUAGAGGAGGCAAUGGCCGAGGAUUUUCGCACAGGUGGUCUCAAUCACUCAAGGUCCAAGUCAAUGGAAGUAAUCCACAAUCAAAUUAAACCUCUGACAUAGAGGACGAGUGUCUCGCAAUAUAGACAUUUUUGUGGAGCUGAGUGACUUAACCCUGUAUCAUCACAUUUUAUGUUUGACCUCAGUUUCCUAUUUGAAACAUACUAUAUUUUCAUGUAACAGUUGAGGCAGAUGGCUGUUCAUCAUGAGUCUGGUCCUGUUCAUGGUUUCUGCCAGUUAAAAAGAAGCAUAUUCUUAGCAAUUGUUGAAGUACUAAGGCUGAGUGCUGCAGGUGAAUGAAUGUUAGGUCAGGGUACAUUCUAGACCUGCCUUGUAAAUGAAAGUUGGUUGAGUGAUCAAUGUAUCAAUGAAUAAUUCAUCAUGAUGAAAAGCAAACACAAUAUAAAACUUGCUUUCAAUAAAAAAAUCGUAUUUAGUUAGUUGGACUGGGAUGUGAGCGUUUGAUUGGCCACCAACACCUGUCUUGUUUCUAUCUUUACAUCUUUUUAGUCAUGUGUUAUACUUGCGAAUUAAAUUUUUGUGUAAUUUUGUGAUGCUUUUUUUUUUUAAACAUAUCAUUUUGGGCUUUUACACCUUUAUUUUAAAGGACAGCUGAAGAGAGACAGGUAACAUGGGGAGUAGCACUUUGGAAGCCGUUUGCUUAACGAGAUAGAAAAUGUAGGUUAGGCCUAUAUAAGCAUUGUGCUUCUGCCUUUUCAGUCAUCACUCACUAGUGAGUGAUUACUGUUGCUUUCUUGAAAGUGUCUGUACUUUAAAAAUGAUUGUGUUGUAUAAUUAAUGUUCCUUUAGUGGUUUUUUGUUUUUUUUUUUAAAUAAAAGAAAACUUGUAAAACUUC
Notolabrus celidotus (New Zealand spotty) is the source of this 2066-nucleotide messenger RNA. RefSeq names its product chemokine-like receptor 1. Lineage: Eukaryota; Metazoa; Chordata; Actinopteri; Labriformes; Labridae. Gene Ontology annotation, biological process: positive regulation of cytosolic calcium ion concentration; phospholipase C-activating G protein-coupled receptor signaling pathway; chemotaxis. The coding region runs from base 235 to 1272 and encodes 345 amino acids. The record is from RefSeq and is a predicted model, not a curated record. Gene Ontology annotation, molecular function: G protein-coupled receptor activity; complement receptor activity. Gene Ontology annotation, cellular component: plasma membrane. The transcript is spliced from 2 exons.